This is a messenger RNA of Haliotis rubra (blacklip abalone), 3257 nucleotides long. Its product is annotated as monocarboxylate transporter 12-B-like. The coding region runs from base 9 to 1913 and encodes 634 amino acids. The transcript is spliced from 5 exons. The record is from RefSeq and is a predicted model, not a curated record. Lineage: Eukaryota; Metazoa; Mollusca; Gastropoda; Lepetellida; Haliotidae. Gene Ontology annotation, molecular function: monocarboxylic acid transmembrane transporter activity. Gene Ontology annotation, biological process: monocarboxylic acid transport; transmembrane transport.
ACGUCCGGAUGGAUUCUGAUGAGGAGUGUGUGCUUGCGGGCCGGAAUAGGACUGCGGGCGAUCCUGGACACCUCGAAGCCGAUUCGGAUUUUAGCAUCAAUGUCAUAGGAGCAAGCAGUGAUGAAGAAGAGGAAGUGUUUGUCCGGAACCGACUUGCGGGGAUACAACAGAACAAUGUACCGGUCAGCGGUUCGGGACAGGCGUCGCCUGUUUCAAUACCUGCAGAUGUCCAGGCAGAGGGUGCUGAUGAUGACAGUCAUCUCCCAAUAGAUCGAGGCUGGGCAUGGAUGAUACUUGCGGGAUGCUUCCUCAACGUUGUCAUAAUGAUUGGCUAUGCCCGGGGAAUGGCCAUCCUUUUCGUAGAAUACUUGGCAUUGUUCGGAGCAUCAACCACCAAAACCACAUUGCUGAUGGGCGUUAUGGCUGGUGUAUAUAGUUUGUCUUCACUGAUAUCUAUGCAUGUCCUGGUGGACCUUCUUGGAGUCAGAAAGACAGUGAUGCUUGGAGCAACCCUCACUAUUGCUGCCAUGGCAAUGGCUAUCUUCCCUACAAGUAUCACGUACCUGAUUUGUACACACAGCGUGUUUAUCGGCGUGGGACACUCUAUGAUCUACGGGCCUGCACUUGUUCUCAUUGGGCACUACUUCAACAAACGACGUGGACUUGCUACAGCAAUAGCUAUGUCCGGAAUAAGCUUUGGCAGCAGCGUGUUCCCACCUUUGAUACGAUACCUUCUAGACGAGUAUGGAUUACGGGGCAGUAUGAUAAUACUCACCGGAAUAACAAUGAACAUGUGGGUGGGGGGAAUGGUGAACCGACCACUAGAGUCGUACAAAAGAAAAAAGAAACAUGAAAGAAUAAAAGCAAAAGCAAAGCAAGACAGACAUUCGUCAGAUACCAAACUAAAUCGGCGUUCAUUUGGACUUGACAUAAAACAAAUUGGAAAACUGAAUCCGGAGAAAUUUCUUAGUGCAAGUUCUAUUACGUCUGAAUUGAUGGGAAGGUCCCCACUUCAAGGGUAUUCGCUCCUCAAUACUGAUUUACCAGAUUCACCUACACUCGUUAGAAGGAUUAGCAGACCACUGUCAGCGACGAGUCAAACAAACUACCGUAUGUAUGCAAGCAAUGCCGAGCUUGGUUCAGUGCCAGUGUUGAGUGUUGAAGAGGAAGAUGAAGCAUCACCAACAGCUGAUGACAACAGUAAACAGGAUGCUGCCUCCUCGAGAAAUGCUGCGUUUUACAUUAAGAAAGUACUUUCAACAUUGAAGUUCUCGUUGUUCAAGAAUCCUGUGUUUUUGUUAGUUAUUUUUUAUUCGUAUUUUGGAAUAAACAUAGGUCUUGUGCCUGUAUAUUUGCCUGCUUUGGCGAAAGAAAAAGGCAUCAGUCAGAGCAACGCUGCAAUAUUUCUGCUCAUUUCUGGAGCAAUAGACUUCUUUAGCCGGCUGUUUUAUGGGUUUUUGGCAGACACUAAAAUCCUGCGAGUUACAACGAUUAUGGCAAUUGGUCUUAUAAUUACUGGGACUGUUACCCACCUCACAGUCUUUUUUAAUUCUUAUGUGACAUUGCUUAUAUACUCUGUAGUGUAUGGUAUGUUCGCCAGCUCCUACUUUUGCCUGAUACCUGUAGCAAUUGUAGACCUCCUCGGAUUGCCCAGCAUGGCGAAGACACUUGGCUUUGUGUCGCUUUUCCAUGGUGUGUCAAUGGCUGUAACACACCCAAUUGUAGGUAGCCUAACCGAUUUCACUGGUUCGUACACUGCGGGCUUCAGCUAUCUUGGUGCAUGUGCAUAUGCUUCAGCAAUCAUUCUAUUGUUUGUACCCGUUCUGACAAGACGUGCCACAAGCCACCUAAAGGAAGACACUUUGAAAGACGAAGCGGAAAUCAAGCCCUUGCAAGAAACAACAGAACUGUAAAGGCGAAAUCAUCUUUAAAGACGUCUUUCUUGUUUGGAUGUCCAGAAUAUUUGCAUGUUAUGGGUCACAAUUGCAUACAUGGAUGCUCGCGAUGAUGAUCACUGAAUUGUCUGGUCCAGAUUGGAUGAUUUACAGACCGUCGCCAUAUAGCUGGAUUAUUGCUGAAUGCGGCGUUUAACAACAACAAAUCAAUCAUAAAGUCAUCCAGUAUCAGACAGCUUUUGAUACUAGAGUCAAAAUAAUCGUCGUCCUGUAGAUUGGUGGGGAUGCCCUUUUCAAAUUCAGCGUUCCCUAUAUGUUGUUGAAUGAUGUCAUAAUAUAUAAGCGUUGCCCCUGAGUGUAGGACCAUACAAUGCGAUCGGGUAGAUGUGUCUUUCCAAGAGAACUACAAGAAUACAGAUGUUCCCCUGGAAGAAGGACAUACUAAGUUUCCGGUAGCUGGUAGAGCGAAGUGAAAUAAUUGUACUUCUUCUUUUGAUGGUAUUGGUGGUGGUGUUAUUGACAACGGUUUGGAUUGCGGUGGUGGUGCUGGUGGCAGGGUACAUUGUAAGGGUGGUAGUAGGGUUUGUGGAAGAUUCCAAUCUGUUGAGUACUUCUAUUGUGUCUAAGCAUCGCAUCUCUAAGGAUAAAUAGUUUAUUUCACUCUAGACACGGCACUUCCCCCCCACGUUGCAACUCACGGCUAACGCAAGGCAUGCGAUAUAGCUUUAUAUGGACGACGCCUCCCUAACACUCCAGGCACUCGAGACUCCUGUAAAUUGCAGAGCAUCUACUUGAGUUUAUCACUACAAAGCCGUGAAAGCAAGACACUAGGACAUCAUGGUUAAAAACAUCAGUACACAAGAUACAUUCGUCGAACACAGUUCCACAUCUUCUAAGAGGAAAUAUCCGCAUAAAACUAGAUCAGGACGAAGCGAGAAAAGAAAGAGUAGUGUAAACUCAGUGGCUAAGAGAAGACAGAUAACUGCUCGUGGACAGAACGACUGUGGACUCAUAUCUCAAAUGGAAGCACUCAUCGAAAGACUUAAUCAGCUGAUCAAGACUAUUAGAGGAAUCUUCACAUCAGUAACCGCUACCACCACCAAACACCACCAUACUAAUCAUCAUAGCCAGACACAGAAAGGGAUAAGGAUUUGCCCACGUACUGAAAACUGAUCAGAAAUCACUAAAGUCGAAACGGCAUAACCCCAGUCACAUCUACAAACCAAUAUUAAAAGAACGUAUCAGUCUGUACUUGCCAGCUAAGUUUGGACCCCCGGGACAGACAAAAAAACCUUUUCUGAAACAUGUAUGAAUGCGAGCAUUUCUUUCAGUUUGUACAAUGAAAUUUGAAUUGAAAAUAUU